AUGGAAGCAUCUAAUACAAAUACAAGCUGGAAAGACAAACCACCCUACGCUUUUACGGGUGAAAGUAAAUCGUUUAAGGCCAAAUAUUCUGCUCAAUGUUAUUGUGGUAGUGUUCAAUACGAGAUCAAUGAUGAUCCUGUCGAUUCCACUUAUUGCCAUUGUAAAGGAUGUCAACGGCUACAAGGUGCUCCAUUACAAUGGGCCAGCAUUUUUCACAAAUCUUCGAUUCGUUUUACAAAAGGUGUAGAUCAGUUGAUCUUCUAUAAUAAUUCAACUAAUAAACAAACACAUGAGUUACCAUGUAAGGUUUAUUGUCGAGAUUGCCGUACACCGUUAGCUGAUGAAGGUCGGAAUAUGUGGUUGGCAUUUCCGAUGUUAUUCAAACAAUUUGAUGAAAUGAAAGAAAAACUAAGACCAUCGUGUCAUCUAUUCUAUGGACAAAGAUGCGUGGACAUCAAAGAUGGACUACCGAAAUUUGAAGGACAUAAAAAUAAAUCACAACAAAUUCAAGAAUAA
Messenger RNA from Didymodactylos carnosus, 516 nucleotides. The record is from the annotation of a GenBank genome assembly. Lineage: Eukaryota; Metazoa; Rotifera; Eurotatoria; Philodinida; Philodinidae.